Molecule: messenger RNA, 8769 nt
Organism: Chelonia mydas (Green sea turtle)
Lineage: Eukaryota; Metazoa; Chordata; Testudines; Cheloniidae
Gene: SYT2
Product: synaptotagmin 2
Exons: 11
Coding region: 450-1712 (420 amino acids)
Biological process (GO): regulation of dopamine secretion; regulation of calcium ion-dependent exocytosis; synaptic vesicle endocytosis
Cellular component (GO): dense core granule; synaptic vesicle membrane; axon
Molecular function (GO): clathrin binding; phosphatidylserine binding; calcium-dependent phospholipid binding
Source: RefSeq, a predicted model, not a curated record
ACGCACGGGAGCCCCGCGGGCGGGUGGGGAGCGCGGCGCUGCCGCAUUCGGGGCUCGAGCUGCCGGAGCCCAGGCUCGGUGCGUCCUGGUCCCGCGCGCGCCGGGCGCCGGCUCCGCUCCCGCAGGCGGGUCUCCUGUCUCUCUCACCCGUCACGAGAUUCCCACAGUACCGAACAACUGGUAAACCCGAGUGGCUGUGUCUGGCCGCCAGGGCCCGGCCUGUCUGUCUGAGAACCUCCCCCCGCUGUCUGUCUGCUUCUCCUUCAUCGUAAUCAAUAUUGAAAGCAGAACUUCCAUCGAAUCUCACUUCCGGGCUCCUACUGGAUCUGCUCGGCUGCUUGCACUGAGCUCUGGGCCUUUAGCUUCAGCUGGGAGACGACAGCGCCUGGUCCAUGCACCGAGCUCCGUUCUCGGGUGGCUGGGAAUCGCCUGGAAGCCCCUAACUAACCAUGAUGGGGACUGGCUCCAAGAAAAACCCAGAGGCCGUGGUGGCUCCGCAGCCGGUCAGCACCGCGAUGCCUGUGGGCUCCAUGGAGAACGUGACCAACACCACGAGCCUGAGUGACAGCAAGGAGGACAUAUUUGCCAAGCUGAAGGCCAAGUUCAUGAACGAGCUGAACAAGAUUCCCCUGCCUCCCUGGGCCCUGAUUGCCAUCGCUGUGGUAGGCGGCCUGCUCCUCCUCACCUGCUGCUUCUGCAUCUGCAAGAAAUGCUGCUGCAAGAAGAAGAAGAACAAGAAGGAGAAGGGCAAAGGGAUGAAGAACGCCAUGAACAUGAAAGACAUGAAAUCGGGGAACCAGGACGAUGACGACGCGGAGAUGGGCCUGACGGAGGGAGAAGGCGAGGAGGAGGAGAAGGAGCCAGAGAACCUGGGCAAGCUGCAGUUCUCGCUGGACUAUGAUUUCCAGGCUAACCAGCUGACGGUGGGCAUUCUCCAAGCGGCCGAGCUCCCGGCACUGGAUAUGGGUGGCACCUCGGACCCGUAUGUCAAAGUCUUCCUGCUUCCGGACAAGAAGAAGAAAUACGAGACCAAAGUGCAGAAGAAGACCCUCAACCCGGCCUUCAAUGAGACUUUCGUCUUCAAGGUUCCCUACCAAGAGCUGGGCGGGAAAACCUUGGUGAUGGCCAUCUACGACUUUGAUCGCUUCUCCAAGCACGACAUCAUUGGGGAGGUCAAGGUGCCCAUGAACACAGUGGACCUGGGCCAACCCAUUGAGGAGUGGAGAGACCUGCAGGGCGGUGAGAAAGAGGAGCCAGAGAAGCUGGGAGAUAUCUGCAUCUCGCUACGGUACGUGCCCACCGCCGGGAAACUCACCGUUUGUAUCCUGGAAGCCAAGAACCUGAAAAAGAUGGACGUGGGGGGUCUCUCAGAUCCAUAUGUGAAGAUCCACCUAAUGCAGAAUGGCAAGAGGCUGAAGAAGAAGAAGACCACUGUGAAGAAGAAGACCCUGAACCCCUACUUCAAUGAGUCCUUCAGCUUCGAGAUCCCCUUUGAGCAGAUACAGAAAGUGCAGGUGGUGAUCACCGUCCUGGAUUACGACAAACUGGGGAAGAACGAAGCCAUCGGCAAAGUAUUUGUUGGCUCCAACGCCAGCGGCACGGAGCUGCGGCACUGGUCCGACAUGCUGGCUAACCCCCGGCGGCCCAUCGCCCAGUGGCACUCCCUGAAGCCGGAAGAAGAGGUGGACGCAUCGCUUGGGAAGAACAAAUAGGAAGCUCCAUAGCCCAGCAUAACCUACGGACAUUCUAAGCGACCCAGAGCUAUCGAUACCUCAGUUAUGUAACCUUUGGUUUUUGCUUCCGUUUUCUUUUAAGCUGCAAUACCCUUUGGUUGCUGUGGAAGGGUUUCCAGACAGUCCUGAGCGCUGUCAGGGGAAAUGGUGAAAGACAGGGAUGGUUCUUUUCAUUCUGCAAAGUCGCUUCCUUCCGCUGCAUGUCUCAUCGUUUCUACGUGCUGUUCUUUGAAAGCGUAAAGCCAGCUUCUGCCGUGGGUCCCAGAGGUGCCAGGCCGUGGCAGGGCAUCGUCUUCCUUUCUCUUCGGUUUUACACUGGGACCUUCAAACCUUGUGCGAAGGUGACAACUGAGCCUGUACAUGUGAGUUGACCAGAUACACUGUGCUUGCUUUGGGGAUACAUACAGCUGGACUAGGCAGGUCGGUGGAGAAGAACUGUGAUGAGCAGCUCGGCGACUGCUUUGACUCCCAUCAGCCACCCAGAGAAGUGAGAGGACAGCCGCGUUGGGACUGGAACGUCCAAGGCUCCGUCGAACAUCUUAAGAUUUAGUUUUUUCUGGUGCGACAGGUGCAUUGCUGGGCAUACAGACCCUGGGCUAUUGCCACCCCGUGGCACCUAGGUAGGGUAUUGAACCUUGCAGCUCCCCCCAUGUGAUUGCCAGAGAAGGGGAGCGGUUACACGGCGGGUGCAUGUCUUUGAUAACUGAACGUUCAAUCUCAGUGCAGGACAGAGCACAAAAGAGUCUUGGUUUUGAAAAACGGCAUCAUGGGAUGUUUAUGCAAAUGACCAUUGCAAGGCAGGCUUACAGUAGCAGCUGGACUUGAGAGGGGCCCACCCAACCCAAGGUUGAUUUACCAAAAUGGCUGAUUAAAGCCAUCUGUGGAGCUUAAAUGACAUCUUAAAUGAAAGCAGCUCUGGGGUGAUUUGCAUACCUGUCCCAUCAUGCCUUGCACUACUGUACAUCUUCUGAAGAUGCACGACCUAAAAGUGUACAGAGCCAGAUGUGUCCCAGGGGAGGGUUUACGGUACAAGGUCUUCAGAACUCCAGGCGAGAGGGUGGAGCUGGGGUGUUAUUGAGGCAGGUGCAAAUCCCUCCCGCUGUUUCUGCCAGUGUGGCCGCCUGUGACCCAAUGCUACUGAGUUACUCAGUGAGCGGCUCGAAUGCGGUGCUGGAGCUGCUGUGUGACUAGAGUGCUCGCUCCAGCCUUCCUGUUGAGGCUGUUCCACUUUAAUUAACUGUUACUUGGGCCCCAGCAACGUCAGAAGCUGUCUAUAGCUCAGUGGUCUGGGCCAGCCCCUGAGAUGUUGGACAUGCUGAUUUAAUUCCUGCCUCUGCUUGCUGAGAGGAAGAGUCGGUUAAGUGCUCUUAUCCUUGUUCUUGCCCGUGGAAGCUUGGCCGCUUCCAUUAAGUAUUGGUUGGGCCCACCCAAGGGUUAAGAUCGCUCUGUAGUCCAGUGGUUAGUGUACUUGCCUGUGUUGUGGGUGAGCCUAGUGCCAGUCUCCCCUGUGCCCCCUAAGAAGGGGUUUGGACAGGGAUUUCCUCCCUCCCAGUGACUGAGGUAGGGGGGCAGUCCUUGUUUAAAUCCCAUCUCCUUUGCAGGAGCCAUUGUCUUCCUGGGAUGGGGGUCAGUCCCUGGGAUGUGGGCCAAUUAAUAUUUAAGUAAAACCAGACCCCCUCUGAAUCAGAAUUAAGCCUCAAACCUGGAUUGCCUACACCCCAGCCGCAGAGCAUAACCACAGGGCUACAGGGGAACUCACAGCAGAAAGGUCUCAAUCUCCCCGGGUGAAGUUGUUCCACUUUAGAGUUACAAUUAAUUCAGUAGGUACUGGGCUACACCGGGAAAGAAGGGAGCUGUGUGUUAGUCCCUCACUAGCCCAGUGGUUAGGGGACGUGCCAGGCAUGGUGAGGCUGUGAGUUUGUGCCCAAAACACCGUGGCCUCAGCGAAAUGUUGUGGUUAUAAACUCUGCCAGCGGGGCACUCCCCCAGUAGCUAAUGCAGCCAGAGCCCCACCUUUGUGGCCCUGACAAGGGCGUAGGGCACUGGAACCAGGCUCUCCCACACCCCAGCUUGGGCCUUAACCUCUUGGCCAGAGGGAAUUGCCCCCCAAUCUCCCCCCUUGACGCUGUUCCACGCUGUAGCUGGGCCAGAGACCCAGCCCAAGCAGUGACUUUCUCGCCCAGUAGUAGUGGCCCUCAGCUGGGCUGUAGGAGUGUCAGGUUUAAGCCCCUAUCUAGAUACUGUCUGGACUGCCUGAGCUAGGCAGUGCCCUCACGUGGGGGCGUGUGCCUGCAGGGCUUUGCUUCCUGGCACGAACGAGACUUUCCACAGCAGGCACCACCACCCCGCCAACACAGCCCAGAGGCUGGGCCGCUCCAGCAACGGCUGCCAUCAAAUCUGAGUCAGCCUCAAACUUGGCUCUCCCACUCUCCAGGGGCUGAGCCUAACCCCGGGGGAAGCCAGACCUUGAGGCUCUGGCACCCACUCUCUGCCCUGUGGAAGCUGUUCCACAUCAUAGUGUUAAUUAAGCAUUGGGCUGGAAGAGGAAGAAGGGCAGUUGGGACGGUCUCGGGGCCCAGAGUUGCUAUAAAGUCUGGGGCAGCUGGGCGUUGUGGGCUAACAGGAAGCCUAGUAAACAGGAAGCCAGGAGCACACCCAGGGUGAGAGCCAGCUCAAACACUGUGUGUCUGGCUUUGCCAUGAAACCCCUUGAGAUAAUCUCAGUCACUGUGCCCAUGGGGUGGAUGAGUAGUUGGCCCGGGUGGUGGUGGGGUGCUCUCUCACCCCCUUCCAGCAUCGUACACAGCUAAGACGGGAAGCACGUCGGCUAAGAGAGACUGAAUCCAUUCCAAACAAGGACCAAAGGUGCCCCAAAGGCCAAAGUAUCUGCUGCUUACCACAAGGCCUGCUGGCUGAUGAAUCCAGUCCAGUUCCUUUGCCUCCCGCCAGAUAUAGGCCAUAUUCCCCCCUCCCCCAAAGAGCAGUGAAUGUCUUUUCAGGGGGCCAGGACUGGACCUAUAAGGAAACAGGCUCACGUCCUGUCCCUCCUAGAGCGUUUCCUGAAGUAACAAGAAGAAACCACCCACCUUCCCAAUUCGGUCCACUCUGUACCUGAGAAGACCAAGCCAGUUUCCCAUUUUCUGGCUCUAAGGGGCCUUCAACGUUACUGGCUUUGCUUUGGUUGAACCAGCGCGUUGAAUAGUAGCAUCUGAUACGCAUCCACACUGUGGUUUCCUUUCCUUCUGUGAGUCCAGUCCUGUUUUAUUCUGGACCUUUUGCAUAAUAUCCCUCAAAGGACCUCGCUGCAGCCCUGUGCCAGCCAGCUCUGGAGUAUCCUUGCAAAUUUCCCUGAUUACCAGCUACGUUUUCCUGGCAAUGUGGCUUGGCCUAUGGAAGUGUCUUUCCAGGGGAAGUUGUGACUGGCCAUGCCACUAGAAAAUGUUCUAGCAGGACAGCUCCUGCCUGGGACUCUACCCAGGCCUUCCAGCCCCACAGCUUGUGGUUUAGAGAAGCAGACUGCAGCACCAAGCAGCUGCUGACAUACUUUUGUGAGUACGAAGAGCAAGGAGAGCCAGAGUAGUAAGCUUUGGUGUGGCCACAGGCAUGUGCCCAGCAGUCCGGGACAUCUCACAGGAGGUGGAAUUCACCCAUGCCCAGAGAGUCUAAGUCAUGGGGAGAGGGGUGGACAGUUUCACACCCCUUACACCCAAAUACAAUUGGGGAAUGUUUCACUCCCAACCCCCUCUCCACCCUACUCUUUCCCUCUGACAAUUAUUGAUCCUUUAUUUGUACUCGUUCCCCCCUCCCCCCCAACCCUUACCUUUUAAGUCCUGCUGGAGUUUCAAUAUUUAAUCAGUAGGAGAGCUCCGUGCACCCAUGAGCCUGGCAGUGGGGCAGUCGUACUAAUGGUAACUAGGGAAGCGUACAUUUGUUCCCAGUUCGAAGGCCACGAGGUUGCAGGAGGGAGCCCUCAUGGAGUUCUGGAUCCGUACAUGAGCUUUAAACAGAAGCCAGCCUGACUGCUGAUCAUAUGGCCGUGCUGCACAACGGCAAAGGCCAGGAGGUCCAAGGAGCAGAGGUAGCGAUUCCACACAGCGGAGCGUCUGAGCUCUGCACCCGGCUGUCUCAGAACUCCUGCUGCCUUCGCCUGACGGGAAAGUGAGCAAAGCAGCCCUCGGCGGGUUACAAGCAUGGUCUAAUGAGUGUCCCCUUUUCGUAAAGGGCGGUGCAUAUGCCUGCGAUAGACACACUUGUACCACCCCCUCCAUUCCAAAAUUAGAGUUGGUCCAAGAAAGUGAAAGGUUAAUGGGCUUUUUAUGAACCAGGGUGACCUAAUAAACACACCAGAGCUCCGUGAGUUAAUGUACUCAGGAGAGUAAACCCAACAUGCUCUGCUUUCACGCCAGGCCUUGGACUGUUGCCCCAUACUACUUACUUCCAUUGCUGGGGUCCCUAAAUCAGCAUCUAAGGCCGUGUCCCACCACUGCCGGGACUGUCGGUCAGUUUAUUAUUACAGACAAUACGAAGGGUGUUAAAAAAAACUCAUGUCUGGGACUGGGGGAGAGAAAAUAAUUGGGUGAGCAGAAUGUGAGUUCAACACACCUGCCUUUGGAUCAGCACAGGACACAGGUGGUGGGUGGGCCACAGGGGGGACAACCCCCCCUCCCAUUUUGCUCCCCGCUCCACUGGCCUCUAUCAGGCGUCAACUCCUCUGGAGUGGACACUGCACCCCCAGAAUCCAGUCCUGCUUGACCGAAUUUGGCACAUUUUUAACUUGGACUGUUUAAAUGUGUGUGGAGGGAGAAGGGGGUGGGGACUGUGACUUUAACCCCCCCCUUUUUUAAGGGAAAAAGCCCCCCCUCCACAUACUCAAGCCAUCUGAGCCACAUCCAAAAUCUCUUCUUGUAUAUGUAGUUAUAUAUAUAGCUCGCUACGACAACCAGCCAGCCUUGGUACCAAUGCAUGACAGAUCACCACUAUGUACCUAGCAGCAUGCUGAGCGGAGAAUCCAGACGCUUCGUUACGCCUCCGAGCCAUCGUCCAUUGGGCAGAACACACCCAGGCUGCAGCGUGGCCGGAGGGGGUUUAUUUUCCCCAAGAGGCUAGAGUGAGCCCUAUAAAAAAACCACCCAUUAUUGCCCAAGUCAGCAGGCUCCACGAUCAGUUUAUUUUCAAGUUAAAAAUAAAAAAUAAAAAAUAAAAAAAAAAACGGUAAGGAACAAAGCAUGCCUGCCGCAUUCACAACUGUUUGAGGGGUAACUAACAAGCCAGUAGGGGGAUAAGUUCAUGUGUGUCUUGUAAUCGAUCCGUGCAAACCUGUACCGUGUUCAAUUUAUGCCAUGUCCAGUAGCAGCAGCUUUGUGGCGUUCCGUCCCGUGUUGAUGCAUUUUACUGUCACAGCAAACUUAGAAGCCAUAUUAGACCACGGCCUGCCAGGAUCCUCGCCUGGGCUGGGCCGACAGGUGAUCCUCUGUGUCCUCCUGGCCCCUCUUGGUCAUGUCUCUCCCUGUGUUUUGUUAAGGAUCUCCCAAGCCCCCAUCCUGGGGGAGGGCUGGCUCAGGACGCUAGCCUUUGCCACGGCCUGGAGGUUAGUCCUCACCGUGGCUUGGCGCUACGUCCAAGCUGGAGCCCCGUACAGCUGGGUUUGGAAUGUCACGGUUUGAAACGCUGGGAUCCCGUUCUUACACGCCAGGGGCAAAUGCUGGAGCUCCUUCGGCAGACGAGCGUGGCCCGAAUCCGAACCCCGUGAGCGCCUCGGUGCUAGCCCUAACCAGUCUGAUGGAGGCUGAGGUCCUGUCUGUUGUAUCAUGAGCUUCUUUGGGGGACAGAGACUGCAACUGGGAUCAGGCCUGCUAUUGCUCCCGACACAGCCUGACCCUGGCUCUCCAGCUGGGGCACUGGGGCAACGGAGCAGGUUUCGGACGCCGUGACAAGCAGGGAUGGGUAGGGCCACCGCCCCUCUGGAUCAAGGGCAGCUGCCAGGCCAUCUAUGUGGCGCUGCAUGGGAUAGAAGUUGCUCUAGUUCCUGCCAUUGGGGCCAACUCUCAAGCCCCCCGGGGAGACAGGCGUGGGUUUAGGGGCAGACAGAGCAUCAUGCCCCCUAGUGAGAGCUGGAGCAUGCACUGACCUCGAGUCCAGCUCUCUGCUGCCUUCUGGGCAGAGGGACCAGGCCCAGGUGAGUCCGGUUGUUGCAACCACACAGCUCUGCCGGCUCGCAGCAGGAGCGCUAUUAGUCAUUGGGACAGGUGCACAGUAGAUCCUGGGGCAUUAAGGGGCUUCAAGCCAGACUGGAUGUUCCCCUAAGAGGAUUCCUCUGUCUCAGCCACAAGUCACGGGUGCUCUGGCCUGUGCUAUGCAGGAGCUCCAAGGAGAAGAGCAGAAUGGCCCCUUAUGCCCCUCAAACCCAUGGAUGUGCGCGCCCAUCGCAGCCCCCGAAGGGAAUCCAACCCCGCCCUCUGGAGCAGCUCAUGGCAGUCCUCAGCCCCAGAGCAAGCCCAGCAGGGGAUGCAGGGCUGACCACUGGCCUGGGUCUCGGGAUCAAGCAGCAGGGGAGGGAAGCUGUAGGCAAGAGGGGGGCAGGGCUCAGGCCUUCAUGUCCUGCAUGCACAGCUGCAAAAAGCUGGGAAAUUCCUGCUCGCAACAGGGGUACAUCCCACUUCAGUGUCCACCCCGCCCCCAGCACAGGCCCAGGGGUAACAGCCACCGGGGCUCUGCUCUGCUGCCUUUGGGAAGGAAAGGGAUCUCAGCCUUCAAAACCGGACAUUCAAGCACCAGGGUGGGGUCCUGCCUUCCUGCCCCCUCCUCUGCCCCUGAGGGGUCUAUAUACAAAUCUCUUCCCUCCCAUCUUGAGAUCAUCCAGGUCUCAACCCCUUCCUGGCAUCUCUCGCAGUGCACCCGUCUCUGCAGCACUGAACUCCGGCAGGAAACUGCUUUUAACACCCGCCCCCUUGUGUGGUCUCUGUUGUUUCUGUCUCUAUUGUUAAACUGUUAUUUUGUAACAAUGUCCGUCUCCUUAUUAAAGAAAUGAUCUGAAAGCA